Rattus norvegicus (Norway rat) is the source of this 1134-nucleotide messenger RNA. RefSeq names its product programmed cell death 2 (gene Pdcd2). NCBI's taxonomy places the organism in Eukaryota, Metazoa, Chordata, Mammalia, Rodentia, Muridae. The transcript is spliced from 6 exons. Gene Ontology annotation, cellular component: cytoplasm; cytosol; nucleolus. Bases 51 to 1082 code for a protein of 343 amino acids. The record is from RefSeq and is marked validated.
AACACGUGACCACACUCUUCCGGUCUGGUGGGCAGAGUCCUGCUGGGAGCAUGGCUGCCGUUGUGCCAGUUACGGUGGAGUUGGGCUUCGUUGAGGAGGCACCGGCCUGGAGGCUGCGCAGCGAGCAGUUUCCAAGCAAAGUGGGCGGGCGGCCUGCGUGGUUGGCCCUGGCGGAGCUGCCCGGACCUGGGGCGCUGGCGUGCGCGCGUUGCGGCCGCCCGCUCGCCUUCCUGCUGCAAGUGUACGCACCGCUUCCGGGUCGGGACGAAGCCUUCCACCGUAGCCUCUUUCUCUUCUGCUGUCGAGAGCCGCUGUGUUGCGCCGGCCUGCGAGUUUUUCGUAAUCAGCUACCAAGGAAAAAUGCAUUUUACUCAUAUGAGCCCCCUUCUGAAACGGGAGCUUCGGAUACAGAAUGUGUGUGCCUCCAACUUAAGUCUGGAGCUCAUCUCUGCAGGGUUUGUGGUUGCUUGGCCCCUAUGACAUGCUCUAGGUGCAAACAGGCACAUUACUGCAGCAAGGAACAUCAGACAUUAGACUGGCAGCUCGGCCACAAGCAGGCUUGUACACAGUCAGACCAUUUAGACCAUAUGGUUCCAGACCAUAACUUCCUGUUUCCAGAAUUUGAAAUUGUAACAGAAACAGAAGACGAGAUUGGGCCUGAGGUGGUGGAAAUGGAGGAUUACUCUGAAGUUAUAGGAAGCAUGGAGGGAGUACCUGAGGAAGAACUAGAUUCCAUGGCAAAGCAUGAAUCCAAGGAGGAUCACAUAUUCCAAAAGUUUAAAUCCAAAAUAGCCCUUGAACCAGAGCAGAUUCUCAGGUAUGGAAGAGGUAUUAAACCCAUCUGGAUUUCUGGUGAAAAUAUUCCUCAAGAAAAAGAUAUUCCAGAUUGCUCAUGUGGUGCCAAGAGAAUAUUUGAAUUCCAGGUCAUGCCUCAGCUGUUGAACCACCUAAAGGCAGACAGACUGGGUACAAGUGUGGACUGGGGCAUCUUGGCUGUCUUCACCUGUGCUGAGAGCUGCAGCCUGGGCAUCGGGUACACAGAAGAAUUUGUGUGGAAACAGGAUGUGACAGAGACACCGUGAAAGGUGUUAAAUUCUUAAAAAUAAAUGUUCCUUAUGCCUCACUACCUCACAA